This is a messenger RNA of Nanorana parkeri, 1175 nucleotides long. RefSeq names its product NSE4 homolog A, SMC5-SMC6 complex component (gene NSMCE4A). Gene Ontology annotation, biological process: DNA repair. Bases 33 to 1025 code for a protein of 330 amino acids. Lineage: Eukaryota; Metazoa; Chordata; Amphibia; Anura; Dicroglossidae. The transcript has 11 exons. The record is from RefSeq and is a predicted model, not a curated record. Gene Ontology annotation, cellular component: nucleus; Smc5-Smc6 complex.
GUUUCUGGCUGCUGCCCUCGGGCUCUUCCAACAUGUCCAGCCGGAGAUCCACGGCGGAGGAGGACCAUGGAGACACGUUCAUGAACGGAGACGAUGAAGGAGAUCGGGACAAUGGGAGUCGUAGGGAGAUCCGACACAAGUACCGGGAGCUCAUGCAGAACAUGCACCAGAACAGAGAAGAUAUGCUCAGCUCCCGUAGUAACAAGCUGACCGAGACCCUCGAACAAGCCAAUAAGCUCUUUGAAGGAGUGUCCAAAGCCAGAGAAGCCGCACUUGACGCUCAGUUAUUAGUUUUGGCGUCAAACCUGGGGAAAGAGAAAGCGAGCCAACUCCGUGCAGACCUGACCGUGUUUGACCCAACUUCAUUUGCAGAGGACUUGCUUACAUUCAUGGGCAUUAAUCGGUUGGAAAACCCAGACAGUGACAGUGAAGAAGAAGGAAUCGCCAAAGGAUAUCUUCCCCCUGAUGCUUGGCAUAAACUUGGAAGUGAAGCUGCUAAACAUUUCAGAAGAACUCCAACCUUUCAUUUCAUGCUGGGCUCAUUUAAGACAGACCCUCCUGUAGUUCGGCAAAGAAUUGACCGCCAAAAGAGGACUAGUAAAGUUGAGGAGAAGAGGGUAAUGCCAGCACAGCUGAAACAAAUGGAAGAGUCCCACCAGGAAGCAACAGAAAAGGAAGUAGAGCGUAUUUUGAGCUAUCUACAGUCGUACUUUAAAGAUGAUCCUGAAACUCCCAUAUCUUUUUUUGAUUUUGUUAUUGAUCCAGAUUCUUUUGCUCGUACAGUUGAGAACAUCUUUCAUGCUUCCUUUAUCAUCAGGGAUGGUUUUGCAAGAAUAAAGCUUGAUGAUGACAAGCUUCCAGUGAUAGAACCUGUAACUGAUAAAGACCAGUUGUCGCAGGUAGACAAAGACAAUCAACCUAGGUACCAAGGAGUCAUCUCCCUUAGCCACCAAGACUGGAAGGAAAUAAUAGAAACCUUUGAAAUUACAGAACCCAUGAUCCCACCCAGCACAAAUGCAACAUAAACUGCUUUGACUGUCUAGGAGAGCUGCUAUCAGAAGAGUCCAGUCUAUGUCAGUGAUGCCAAUGCUGCUUGACCAUGGAAGGAUUUAUUACUUCUUCUUUAAAGAUGGUAUCGUCAAUGAUCUGUUCCCCUACACUUCCUAUCUGUUAGG